UCUGCGCCCGACAUGUGGGGUCUCUUGCUGGCCUUGGCGGCCUUAGCGCCUUCUGUCGGCCUGGGUCUGGGGGCGCCCAGCGCCUCCGUGCUGGGCCUAACACCGUCGGCGACCACCGAGGCCACGGGCUCGACCCCGGCUCCGCGUAGCAGUCCUGCACAGCCGCCCGGGAAGACUAACGCGACUUCAGAACAACAGAUUCAGAUUCGAGUCAUCAAAAAGAAAAAGGUCAUUGUGAAGAAGCGAAAGAAAUUAAUUCGCCCCAGUCCUCCAGUGACUGCCAAGCCCAUGGUGACCACCAGCCCAACAGGGUCUCCUAAUCUCCCUGAGAAACAAGAACCAGGCUGUCCCCCUUUGGGCCUGGAGUCCCUGCGAGUUUCAGAUAGCCAGUUUGAGGCAUCCAGCAGCCAGUCCUUUGGUCUUGGACCACAUCGAGGUCGGCUCAACAUCCAGUCAGGCCUGGAGGAUGGUGAUCUAUACGAUGGUGCCUGGUGUGCUGAGCAGCAGGACACUGAGCCAUGGUUUCAGGUGGAUGCUAGGAACCCCAUCCGCUUCUCAGGCAUUGUCACACAGGGCAGGAACUCUGUCUGGAGGUAUGACUGGGUUACAUCAUACAAGGUCCAGUUCAGCAAUGACAGUCGGACCUGGUGGACAAGUCGGAACCACAGCAGUGGGAUGGAUGCGGUAUUUCCUGCCAAUUCAGACCCAGAAACCCCAGUGCUGAACCUCCUGCCAGAGCCUCAGGUGGCCCGUUUCAUUCGUCUGCUGCCCCAGACCUGGUUCCAGGAAGGUGCGCCUUGCCUCCGGGCAGAGAUCCUGGCCUGCCCUGUCUCAGAUCCUAAUGACCUACCCCCGGAGGCCCAUUCGCUGGGAUCUUCUGACCCUCUGGACUUUCGGCAUCACAAUUAUAAGGCCAUGAGGAAGCUGAUGAAGGAGGUGAAUGAGCAAUGCCCCAACAUCACCCGCAUCUACAGCAUUGGGAAGAGCUACCAGGGCCUGAAGCUAUAUGUGAUGGAAAUGUCAGACCAGCCUGGGGAGCAUGAGCUGGGAGAGCCUGAGGUACGCUAUGUGGCUGGCAUGCAUGGGAAUGAGGCCCUGGGGCGGGAGCUGCUUCUGCUCCUGAUGCAGUUCUUGUGCCAUGAGUUCCUGCGUGGGAACCCACGAGUGACCCGGCUGCUCACUGAGAUGCGCAUUCACCUGUUGCCCUCCAUGAACCCUGAUGGCUAUGAGACCGCCUACCGCCGGGGCUCAGAGCUUGUGGGCUGGGCAGAAGGUCGCUGGAACCACCAGGGCAUUGACCUUAACCACAAUUUUGCUGACCUCAACACACCACUGUGGGAUGCCGAGGAUGAUGGGCUGGUGCCCCACGUUUUCCCCAACCAUCAUGUGCCACUGCCUACUUAUUACACUCUGCCCAAUGCCACUGUGGCUCCUGAAACACGGGCAGUGAUUGAGUGGAUGAAGCGGAUCCCCUUUGUGCUGAGUGCCAAUCUCCAUGGGGGUGAGCUGGUGGUGUCUUACCCAUUCGACAUGACUCGGACCCCGUGGGCUGCCCGUGAACUCACCCCGACGCCCGAUGAUGCUGUCUUUCGCUGGCUCAGCACUGUCUAUGCUGGCACUAAUCGGGUCAUGCAGGACACAGAUCGCCGACCCUGCCACAGCCAGGACUUCUCUUUGCAUGGCAACAUCAUCAACGGGGCUGACUGGCACACAGUCCCCGGGAGCAUGAAUGACUUCAGCUACCUACAUACCAACUGCUUUGAGGUCACUGUGGAGCUGUCCUGUGACAAGUUCCCUCAUGAGAACGAGCUGCCCCAAGAAUGGGAGAACAACAAAGACGCCCUCCUCACCUACCUGGAGCAGGUGCGCAUGGGCAUUGCAGGAGUUGUGCGGGACAAAGACACACAGCUUGGGAUUGCUGAUGCUGUCAUUGCUGUGGAGGGGAUUAACCAUGACGUUACAACGGCUUGGGGCGGGGAUUACUGGCGGCUGCUGACCCCAGGGGACUAUAUGGUGACCGCCAGUGCUGAGGGCUACCAUUCAGUGACACGGACCUGCCGGGUCACCUUUGAAGAGGGCCCUGUCCCCUGCAAUUUCAUGCUCACCAAGACUCCCAAACAAAGACUGAGAGAGCUGCUGGCAGCAGGGGUCAAGGUGCCCCCAGAUCUUCGAAGGCGACUGGAGCGAUUGAGGGGACAGAAGGAUUAAGCUGAAGAGAGCCAACGUCUUGGACAGGCUGGACCUGUCCAGAACUGAAGGGGAAGAGUGGGGAGGGAGGGACAAAGUGGGGGUAGGGGUGCUUCAGCUCAUUAAAGCUACCUGGCACCUUA
Marmota flaviventris (yellow-bellied marmot) is the source of this 2330-nucleotide messenger RNA. RefSeq names its product carboxypeptidase X, M14 family member 1 (gene Cpxm1). The record is from RefSeq and is a predicted model, not a curated record. Lineage: Eukaryota; Metazoa; Chordata; Mammalia; Rodentia; Sciuridae. Gene Ontology annotation, biological process: proteolysis. Gene Ontology annotation, molecular function: metallocarboxypeptidase activity; zinc ion binding.